ACAAUACAAUCCCUUUCAUUUCAUAACAAAAUCUUCAUAUUUUUUGUGUCGAUCCUUUAAAAUAUAAUGUUGGCUAUUUUCAAGAAACAUUUGGUUAAUGCACCAAAAGAACUCAGUAGCCCAUCACACGAUCAUCAUCAAAAUCAUCAUCCUUCGAACCAAUUCUUGAAUUCUAAUCCCAAUGCUUUCUCAUUUUCUUUUGGCAAUGAUGCUUCUUUCGCCUUCGACUCUUCCUCUCAACAAAGGUUGUUUAGUAGCAUGGAUGACAUUUAUUGCAUAUUCUUGGGAGGUCUAGACAACUUAUGCACCCUUAACAAGCAAUAUGGGCUAACAAAGCUCGCCAAUGAACCAAUGUUUGUGAUCCAAGCUUACAAGACCCUUCGUGAUCGUGGCCCAUACCCGGCCCACUCAGUCCUCAGGGAGAUGGAGGGUAGUUUUGGGUUUAUACUCUAUGAUCUCAAGGCUAAAACUGUCUUUGUCUCACUUGGUGCCGAUGGAGGAGUGAAGCUUUUCUGGGGCAUAGCGGCUGAUGGCUCGGUUGUAAUUUCUGACAACUUGAUGGUCAUAAAGUCUAGGUGCUCCAAGUCAUUUGCUCCCUUCCCAACCGGGUGUAUGUAUCAUACAGAAGGGGGAUUAAUGAGCUUUGAGCAUCCAAAGAACAAAAUGAAGGCAAUAUCGAGGGUUGAUAGUGAAGGAGUGAUGUGUGGUGCUACAUUUAAAGUUGAUGUGUAUUCAAAGACCACACAAGCAAUGCCUAGGGUUGGAAGUGAAGCUAAUUGGGCUACUUGGGGAUAAGGGGAAUGAUAAUUUCCUUUUGACUUUUUAUUGUAUAGAACUUUCAUCAUAGAUUUGUUACUUAUUUGAAAAAAAAAAAAAAAAAAAAAAAAAAAAAUGAUAUUUGUUUGUUUUUUCUGUUUUUGUUACUUUACUUU
Molecule: messenger RNA, 932 nt
Organism: Lactuca saligna
Lineage: Eukaryota; Viridiplantae; Streptophyta; Magnoliopsida; Asterales; Asteraceae
Source: the annotation of a GenBank genome assembly